Pogonomyrmex barbatus (red harvester ant) is the source of this 2642-nucleotide messenger RNA. It is a transcript of the gene moody, whose product is annotated as G-protein coupled receptor moody. The record is from RefSeq and is a predicted model, not a curated record. Gene Ontology annotation, cellular component: membrane. NCBI's taxonomy places the organism in Eukaryota, Metazoa, Arthropoda, Insecta, Hymenoptera, Formicidae. Gene Ontology annotation, molecular function: G protein-coupled receptor activity. Gene Ontology annotation, biological process: G protein-coupled receptor signaling pathway.
GGGCCCGUAUCUAGCGUGUGUACAAUCUGACAGAAUGCUGGGUAAGCAGCAGUCCAUUCACGGUGACGCUGACGCAGACACGGUGCCCGAGCAACACCGUUCGCGCCGGUAGUCCCCGAAUCCGGUCCGGUCCCCGGAGUCGAAAUCGCGGUCGCGAGUCGCCGGCCUGCAAACCAAAGGCCAAAGAAUAAAAUUCUAAGACAGCUCGAGAUCAAAUACUUACGUAUCGUACGAACUCAAGCGGGACCACGACAAUCAAAAUACAAACAGCUGUGAAGAGAGAGAGUCACGUUCACUUCAAAAUAAUAAUAAUAUUUCGAGUAAAUUUGAAAUAACUUCAGUUGGAAUAAGUGUUCUUUUGUGAAUGAUAACAAACGGGAUUCACUUUCCUUUGAAGGGAGAAACAUCAAGUGGAAAUUUCGAAAAUCUAAAAAUUGAAAAGUGAAGUUCUCAAUGAAGAGAUGAAGAUAUAGUUAAAAGAAGAAUAUAAAACAUUUGGAGUGAUAUCACAUCAAUUUUGUACUAGUCAGCUAUCAAAGAAGACUGCAAAAUACUAUUGCAAGUUUAUAUUCAAUAAUUAGACAACCGAUAAGAGAAUUGUUGAACAACACUUAUUACAAUUCUUAGUCCAACGUAUCUUGAAGUGAUUUUAAUUGUUUUGCUCAUCAUAUUCUUCAGUCAACAAAGUCAGAAUUUCCAUCUGUCUCUUUAAUCGUCUAUAUCGUCGACAAACGUAUGGCUGAUUUGAGAUAAGAAUAAUUGAUAAUCGGCUUUCGAGGUCGGGUCGAGGCCGAAAUAAUGGAAUCCUUGGACCAGAGCUUCGAUACCUUUGGCACAGCUGGUAUAAUGGACGGCACGGCAUGGUUGUCUCGCGUCAUGGACAAUGCCACGCACAGCACUAUCGUCGAUGAAGAAUUAUCGAGAUUUCCAAAGCCUUUGAGGACUUUUGCGGCAGUGGUGGCGAUCAUCAUCAUGAUUAUUGGUCUAACUGGUAAUCUAUUAACGAUCGUUGCUUUAUGUAAAUAUCCCAAAGUUCGCAACGUCGCGGCAGCCUUUAUCAUAAGUUUGUGCAUCGCAGACUUUGUAUUUUGCCUGCUGGUGCUCCCAUUCGAUUCCAUCAGGUUCGUCAAUGCCAGUUGGGCGGACAUACAUUUUUUCUGCGUUCUUGUGCCCUUUUUACGAUACGGAAAUGUGGGGGUCAGUCUCUUAUCUAUCGCAGCUAUCACUAUCAAUAGGUAUAUUAUGAUAGCACAUCACGCUAUCUAUAGCAAGGUUUACAAGAAAUUUUGGAUAGCCUCGAUGAUAAUCUUUUGCUGGUUAUUUUCUUACGGGAUGCAAAUACCUACGCUGAUGGAAGUGUGGGGUAAGUUCGAUUACGAUUCCAAUCUGGAAACUUGUUCCAUCAUCAAAGAUCGUUACGGUCGCACGUCCAAGACAUUCCUUUUCGUCAUGGGGUUCCUAAUACCCUGUGUAGUGAUCGUCGGCUGUUAUGCCAAGAUAUUCUGGGUGGUGCACAAAUCAGAAUCGCGAAUGCGAAAACACGCCGGACCGACGAUAAAAUCGCCUCACACCCCCGGAAGAGAUAUCAGGGAGCUCAAGCAGAAGCGUAGCGAGUGGAGGAUUACAAAGAUGGUACUGGUCAUCUUUUUGAGUUUCCUCGCAUGUUAUUUACCGAUCACCAUCGUCAAGGUGGCUGAUGCGGAAGUCAAAUGUCCCGAGUGUCACAUUCUGGGAUAUCUGCUGUUGUACUUCGCGUCGUGCGUAAAUCCGAUUAUCUACGUGAUCAUGAACAAGCAGUACAGACAGGCGUAUGCCGGCGUGGUCGGGUGCUCGUGGAUAAGGAUGAGUCUAACGCCGUACGGCAGCAGUGCGCCGGGUGGUGCCGGUGGUCUCCAAGCUCAUCAUCAAGACUACGUCCAAGACUACUCGAAGGACUUCAGCAAAACGAUGGUGUCGACGGUCUCUAUUGCUAUGAAUCCCGUGAGAAGUUUGCAAUUCCAGGAGGAGCUAUGAGACUGACAUCAAGAAGGGAAUGAGAGAUGUCUUCCAUUACGAUAAGAAAGGAGAAAGGAGAAAUGGAAAAGGAUGAGAAGAGAAAGAAAAAUCAUUGAUAACGGUGCAACGGUGUUAUUAAACCAAUUUGCCAGUUAAUUUUUGUAUCUUGUCUGAUACAAUAAGAGUAUGAAAUUAUUUCUUCGUUAAAGAAUGAAAUGAUCCACAUAUUUAAUCUGAGACAUGGAUAGGUAGAAAGUUUUAUUCAAAUAAUGACCAAUUUACCAAAGAUUGUCAUAUGUCAUUGUAUUUUAUAAUAAAAUACAAAUAUUUCGCAUUGUUUUUUUAUUUAAGAUGUAAGUAGUAUUUAUCAAAAAUUAUAAUAAAAAUAGACUGUUAUUUAUUAAUAAUUGUUUUAUGCGUCUUUUGAAAAAAGCAAUUGUUUUACAACAGAAAGAUUAUAAAUUUGUUUACAAUAACAUUGAAUGUGCCAUAGAGCAGGAUAUUUAAUUCACAAAUGGACUUUUUCUUUAUAAAACUUAUUAAUGUAUGUAUGGCUACUGUAAUAUUUUUGUUGAUGAGGCUAUAUUGUAUUAUGAGCAUUCAAGAUAUUGAUACAAAUUUAUUUAAUAAAUUUAAUAUUAAAUAUA